Messenger RNA from Dentiscutata heterogama, 240 nucleotides. The record is from the annotation of a GenBank genome assembly. Lineage: Eukaryota; Fungi; Glomeromycota; Glomeromycetes; Diversisporales; Gigasporaceae.
AUGCAAAGCAAGUUAUCCGCUCUUUCUACAGAUGAUAGCUCUUACAUUCAGGAUGUAAACUCUAGUUCAAAUAAAUAUCAGGUUACCAUAUUUGUUCGUGAAGUGUUGCGACGAGUAAUUCCAGAAGAGUUUUGGGGCUGUAAUGACAAUCAACAAAUAAUAUUUGAAGAUAUCUGGUUACGAAUUGAAAAAUACAAUAUGGAAUCUUUGCCAGCAAACACUUUUGAAGAAGUUCCUAAA